This is a messenger RNA of Annulohypoxylon truncatum, 5013 nucleotides long. RefSeq lists its product as uncharacterized. Gene Ontology annotation, biological process: barbed-end actin filament capping; actin filament severing. Bases 124 to 4713 code for a protein of 1529 amino acids. Lineage: Eukaryota; Fungi; Ascomycota; Sordariomycetes; Xylariales; Hypoxylaceae. Gene Ontology annotation, molecular function: phosphatidylinositol-4,5-bisphosphate binding; actin filament binding. The record is from RefSeq and is a predicted model, not a curated record. The transcript has 3 exons.
UUGAAGAAAAGUGCAUAAACAAGAAGAAAAACCUCGUCUAUCCCACCCCCUUAAACGCGUUUCUGUGUUGUAAAUUGAACACGCUCCUCGUUUAUAUUUUGGUCCUAUCGGUAAAUAUAAAAAAUGUCCGAAGACGUAUCCAAAUUUCUUCUCCAAGUUAAGGAAUUGGGCGAUCGACGAAUCGAAGAGGAUGAGGCCCGUUCACGAGAACUUGAAGAGAGGAUAUUACGAGAGAGAAAAGAACGGGAGGCUCGCCGCGCAGAACGAGCUAGGUCUAUAUCACCUCAAAAAUCCUCACCAGCGAAUACCCCACCUCCUUCAUCACACCGCAUUGAUACUCACGUUCCGACCGGCCGCCUAAACUUGGACUCUUCUCCUAUCUUUGAGCCUCCCGCAAGCCUUCAUUCUCCAAAGACCGAAGAAAUGGCCUCCCCGGGUGAAUUGUCCACGUCACCAUCGAAAGAGAACGAAUCGCCCACCGACUUGGACCGCAAGCAAACUGGCCAAGUUUCUCCCACCCGAACAACGAGAGGGCUAUCGUGGCAAAGACGGCCCACUUCCCAAGCUUCUGAUCGUUCACGAAGUCGCCCGCUAUCUGUUGUUGCAGCCGAGAAUUUGGCACGGAAUACUCCUGCUGAACCUACCUCGGCAACGGAAACUAUAUCUAGGGACCAAAUUGCUUCAGCUUUGUCUUCCAAGGACCCCUCUUGGUUCCGCCAAACUGCGGACAGGGGUGCUAAUUCCGCCGCUUAUAGAAAGAAUCAGGUCGAGGACGACGAAACCGCUGAUAUUUCUCCGAUGCCCGCUCAACUCCCAGGCAUGUCGCGUGUGUCGUCCGGCGAAGCUCCGAAAGGAGAUAUUAGUCCACCACCAACUUCUCCUGACAUGUCCAAUAGGCUGGCCUCACCCUUACCCUUGUCUCGCACGCCAAAGUUAGAUCCACCAGCCAAUGAUGCCCAGCUAGACACUGAAUUUAGUCAAGAACGGACACAACUCAUGUCGCCCCCUUCAGGGCGUACCUCGCCAUCCAAAUUGGAUAGAUCAGGCUCACCAACCAAGGGGAUGGGCGGGUUUGUACAGAGUGCCAUGAUGAAGCGCUCGGACAGCAUCAAGAGAUGGAGUGUUCAGUCUCCUUCUGGGGCGCAGCGCGUAGACCCUAUUGUCUCGCACCGUACUGGGCACGAUUCGUCAAACCGAGCAACCGGUGGAUCUAGAUCAAGAUCAAGACCAGCAAGUAUCAUUCGUGAUCCUUCGGCGGAGUUUUUACCAAGAGCCCCGCCGAGUCGAGAGGGAGAGCGCCCUGGAGAUGAUGUGUCUGACGUAGAGAAGCCUAGCGAUUCACUCAAGAUCGAUACCAAGCCAUCGCCGGAAUCUCAAGAUCAAGAGUCGGGCAAAGACACGCCUUCCAUUCCUGUUAGUCCCUCGAAAACCAUGGAUUCUAGGAGAUGGAGCCCUACGAAAUCCAGCUGGCUCGAAUCUGCCCUAAACAAGCCUGAAUCUCCCAAACCAAGACACGCGCCUUCCGCUAGUCAACCGGCUUGGAUGGCAGAACUUCAGAAAGCGAAAGCUGAAAAAGCAUCUAACCCUAGUGCCGAGAGAGGUCGAUCGCCAACUGUUUCGCACACACAUAAACACCAAGUCAGUAUCGGUGGACUUAUGAGGUCUUCUGCUCCUGGCUUGGCUCCUGGUGCUAUUAUAAAGCCAGUUGGUCUAGGCGGUCUUCCUAGCCCCAGCAUCCCAACGAACAUCAAUGCUCGUUCUGAUAGUAGCGCUGCUCCGAAUGACUUACAGAGCCCAACCACGCCGGACGUUAAGAGCCCCGACUCGGACCGCAAGCUUUCAAACGUGUCCCUUCCCAACGCUAAGCCAAAGGCCGACGUGCCAUCCACAAAAGAUUUUCGAGCUGGCUUAAAGCCUCGACAGGCACCUGCCAAUUCUGAUGCUAACCCGGAAAAUGAGUUGCAGAAUGUUUUCAGUAAAUUAAGGAAGACAACUACACAGAAUUACGUUGCUCCGGAUGAGCUCAAGGGUAACAUUCUGAAAGGAAAGGCUGCUCUUAAUAUCACUGGAGGUCCUAAGAAGACGGAACGCGUCGAUGAGUUCAAGGAAGCCAUUCUGUCAAGGAGGAAAGAUUUCCAGAAAGCACAAUCGGAAGGCCGUGGCGUCAACGUCGCAAGGAAGGAAAGCACAGCAAGCGAGGAGCCAAUCCCCGAGGGUCUGCUUAGACGGGGUCAACUUGGACGAUCUAAUACAAUAAAGCUGGACAGUGCAGCCUCGGAUGCGAUAGCGGCGGAUUUGGAAAAGUCAAGUACGGCACCAAAACCUGAUUUCGCACAAGACUCAUCGUUUAGUAAAGCACAGCGGUUCGGUGGUGUCGAGAACCGAGAACCUGUCCUAGGAAAUAAUCCAUCCAGGGCGGAUCUUCCAAGUAUUCCUAGACGAGGAUCGGCUCAGGCAGUUUCUACUUUCAAGAAUGUCGAUCCUCCGUCUGCAGCGCAGAAGGAGACGGUUAUACCCGGACGGCUACAGGGGAAGCCUGGCGGGUUGGCAAAUCGAUUCAACCCUGCUCUUGCUGGUCUCAUUGCUAGGGGACCACCGGCGUCUUCUCCCAACAACACGUCAAUAUCAAAUUCGCAGUCUAGUGCUACUUCCGACGUAAAUGACAAUGAGGCCGGCUCCGGCCCCAGACUAACACACAUGACUAAGGGCCGUGCCAGAGGGCCAAAAAGAAAGGCGCCGACUUCAGCGCUUACCACAGCUUCAAAUCAGCCAGAGGAAAAGCCGUAUAGUGUGACCUCAGUCGCUCGCCCUUCUUCAAUCACCCUACCAGAACGGACCCCUAGUCUUACGCCAAGGCCUGAAGUGUCUGAAUUGGUUGACUCUUCAAAGCCGGAACGUGACGAACCGACUACGCCAAAGCCGCAACCUAUUUCUCUCGUAGGCUCUUCGACAAAAUCGUUCGAGUUUACGUCGGGGGAAGUUUCUAGCAAGGCGCCAGACUCACCGAGCAAAGUUCAUGAACAAGUAGCUGCGUUCGCUGCUCAGAGAAGACAACGAUCGCCCACAAAAACGUCUGAUGAGACCAGAGAGCCCACUUCGCAACCGCCAUCUCCAAGAAAACUAGAUAUGAAACGAAUGUCACGCUUCAUUGACGAAUCUAACCAGGAUGCUGGGAAUACUGGUGAGUCCCAGCAAGCGAAGGAUACGAAGAGGGACACCGAGACGCCUCCGGUAACAAAGCCAAAUUUAACCACUGACGGACCUGCUAAUUCAGAUAUACCAGGAUCCCAGCCUCAAUCGCCUAUACUGAACAAGCCCAAGAAGCCGCUGCCCGAUCCGAUCCCUGUCAAGCCCUUGGGUGCACGACCUCUACCUACUGUCCCAGCGGCUACUAACCCAGAAGCACCAUCGUCAUCUAGUCGCCCAUUACCCGCAGAGCCUAAACAAGUCCCUCGGCCUUUAUCAAUAUCCAGACCAAAAUCACCGCCUCCCGAGACAUCGUCGCCUGUACGCUCACCCACCAAACAAUCUCAUGAUGCUUCCAUUCUCCUUGGUGAUUUUUUCGGCCCUGAACGCACCCGAAAGACCUAUAACGUAGACGCUGCUGAGUUACUAAUGCGUCGACCAAAUAUAGCAUCAACUAGAGUUCAAACACUAAGCGCCCAACUGUACCAGUUCUCGGCCGACGGCAAAAAACUACCGGUUCCCACCCAUCACGAGCGAACGCUAUUCGAGCGUGAGAUGUAUCUGUGUUCUCAUACUUUCAAGGAUGAAUCGGGAAAGAAGUUCACGGAAGUCUACUUUUGGGCGGGAGACGAUGUUCCUCAUUCCACCGUCGAGGACGCAUCGACAUUUCUCGCUCGGGAAGCAAAGGCUUUGGGCGGGAAGCUAGUAAAGCUUCAACAGGGUAAAGAAGCACCCGAGUUUCUCCAAGCGUUGGGCGGUAUAGUAAUCGUUCAGCGUGGCUCGGGGAAUAAAUUUGAUUCUCUAGCUCCGCACAUGCUAUGCGGACGACGGUAUCAUGGGCAUGUUGUAUUCGACGAGGUUGACUUUACUCCUGCAGUUCUCUGUUCUGGGUUUCCUUAUGUUGUGACGACGGCUGGUAAAUGUUACUUGUGGAAGGGCAAGGGGAGCGGGGUUGACGAGCUAAGUUGCGCACGUCUCAUAGGGAUGGACUAUGCGUUAUCAGGCGAAAUGGAAGAAAUGGAAGACGGUCGCGAACCAGAAGCUUUCUGGAAUCUCUUUAAAUCCAACUCCACGGCUGUGUCAGCUGACCAUUGGCGUCUCAAGCCGAGCUACGAUAAAUACUGCUGCAGGCUAUUCCGAUCGGACGCAGACUCCAAGCAGCAAAUCGUUGAGGUAUCUCCUUUCUCACAGAGAGACCUACAACCUAAGAGCAUUUACGUACUCGAUGCCUUUUUUGAGUUGUAUAUCAUUGUAGGAUCCAGAGCCCAAUCCCAGUACUCCUCGUUUCAUAAUGCGUUGGAGUUCGCUCAAGAAUACGGGAUUCUCGCGGCGGGAAUGGAGGACCGACCAUUCGUUCCUUUCUCGACGGUCGUACUUGAAGGUAUUCCUCGGGAUAUGAAAAGCGUGUUCCGCAAGUGGCGUGAUGUCGACAGUCCAACGGUUACAAACGCGAGCACAGGUCUUAAGAGAGGUCGUAGUUUACGAGUCGUGCCACUCAACCAAGCACUGCAAGCGCUAGAUGAUUAGGAGUCAUCUCACUCAGCCUUGAAAUAAUAACUAGGACCUCUUUAUAGGCGAAGUGGUCGGGACAGCAGCGUGGGACGAUCGGCCCGAUAUAAGAAUAGCCAGGGCUGUUUUGUGGAUGGCGGACGAAAAGCUUCUUGUCGCAUAUGCUCCGUGAGCAUAUACAACUCUUCGAUUCGUGUAUCAAAUAGGGUGUACUGGCCGAGUCACGGAGGGGAUGGUGUUAGGAAGGCGCGUUUUUACGCAUGCAUAAUCUAGGCGGCGUAAUUGGUUGUUGCUGUCACCACGAACCUUGAUUCAAGU